AUGAUUGACUGCGCAUUUAAUUCAUUACUAAAUAGAGAAUAUGACAUCACAUAUUGGAUUUUAAGAGCAAUAAAUACUCUUAUAGAUUUUUCAUAUUGCGAUUAAAAAAUAUUAGGGAUUGUCAAAAAUUCUAAAAUUACUUUAUUAUUAUAGAGGAUUUUUAAAGGAAAUUAAAGUUAAUAAAGUUUAUUAUUGGAAGUGGGCUUGGAAGUAUUUUAUUGUAUAAUUUCAUAGUUUAUUUAUAAAGCAUUAUAAUUUUAAAGCCAGGAGAUUCGAUUUUUCUUUUUAACCUUUUUGAAUGAUAUUAAAGAUUUAAUUGAUACUAAAGUUUAAAAUUCUUUGCUAGUUAUGUGUAGUUUUGUAUUAGUCAUUCUUUGUGAGUAAGUAGAUUAACAAGAAUCAGGGGAUAUUAUUUCAUUAUAAUUUAAAAUUUUAUAAUACUUAAAUGAGUAAAAUUUAAUAGAUGAAGUAAUUGAAACUUUGUAAAAUACUUGGAAUAUGCUUGAUGAAAAUAUUUAUAAUUUAAACAGCCGAUAAUAAUAAUUAUUAGAAAUAUUAGCAGAAUCAAAAAAUGAAGCCAUUUCAGAAAUUGCAAUCAAUAUGAUGUGCAUUUAAAAUUCAAUAUCAUGA
Messenger RNA from Paramecium sonneborni, 630 nucleotides. Lineage: Eukaryota; Ciliophora; Oligohymenophorea; Peniculida; Parameciidae. The record is from the annotation of a GenBank genome assembly.